Molecule: messenger RNA, 2679 nt
Organism: Perognathus longimembris pacificus (Pacific pocket mouse)
Lineage: Eukaryota; Metazoa; Chordata; Mammalia; Rodentia; Heteromyidae
Gene: Sycp2l
Product: synaptonemal complex protein 2 like
Exons: 28
Coding region: 1-2679 (892 amino acids)
Source: RefSeq, a predicted model, not a curated record
AUGUUACCACUUUUCCAGCUUCAAUCCCUUAUUACGGAUUCAUUCCAUGAUAAAGGAUUUCAGAAAAUAAAAGACUAUCUUCAGAAAGAGGACCAAUUUCCUCAAAAAUAUAAUCAUCUCCUCUUACACCAUCUUGACAGAUCACUAAAUAAGGAACUGGAUAGAAAUGAAUUUCUGCAUGUUUCACUGUUGCUAAAAUGCCUUCAGCGAUUCUUCAGAGAUGAUAUCAGCGAAGACCAGCCUUUGCUAAUUCAGCAGGGAUUGAUCCCGAAGAUGGCCUCCUGGCUUGAAAGAAUCUUAGGGUUUCUGACCAUGGAAGACCUCCCUUCAGACACGUGGCUGAUGAGUGUAAUGGAGGACUUCUUGGACAGCCUGCUGAUUAUUUGCAAGAGUAGUAGUGAUGAAGGAAAAGUUCAGAUAUUGGAUUUCUUCCUAAGUGGCUUAGGAUUCUUGGUGGCAGAAAAAACCAUGAAUCACUCGAUUCAGCAGCAGGCUCUGGGGACUUUGAACUGCAUGUUGGAUGCUACACCUCGGGAAGAGAGGAGAACGCUGUGUUUAUCAGAAGGCGCCCAUGGUCUUAUGCUGGACUUUGCAAGGACAAUGCUGACUGUGGGUGACUACAGCCAUCAGGUGUCUCUUUCUGAGGCAUUGUGUAGAAUGACCACCAAAGCCUCGAGGGAUGAUGUGGUCCACCAGUGGUUUGAGGAUGAGGCCCUUGCUGAGGCUUUCAAAAGAAUUAAGGGCCAGGAAUUUGAGACGGAUAUCCGACAGUUUCUCAAUCACUUAAACAACAAACUUGGUGACAAAAGAAGGGUCUAUUCAUUUCCAUGCAUUGCUGCUUUUGCGGAUGAGCAUGAGAUGAGAAAACCAGCGGAUGAGAACUUAGAGAAAUUUUGGAUUGAUUUCAACCUAGGAAGUGAGAGUGUGACUUUUUAUAUACACAAUGCUGAGACUCCUCUGUGGGACACAGUUAGUCUUCAGAAGGAAGACGUGGUUAAUUUCAGCAUCAUAGAAACUGAGAUGAUGAAGAUACUCCUUGUGAACUUGAAGAAGCCACUUAUUAUCAACAAGAAAGAAGUGAUGAAAAUAGAAAUUCAUUUUGAUGUGCUGUUUGACAUAUCACAAGCAACCAUUCAAGCUUUAGGGGAAGACAAGCAGAACUUGCCUGAACAGGUAGAAACCUCAGAACUUUCCAGUAAGCUCAAGAAAGAAGACAAUGAGAGGCCUAAUGGCAGUGCAAGAGAAACUGAGCCAGCAGAAGAAUCCACGGACCUGGGAGAGUUUGGGGGUACUAGAGAGGACCGCUGCCUCUUAACACUCCCCUGGGGCCAGCAGCCUGAGACUCAGGUAUAUUCUUCAAAGGUACAAGAAGCAUCAGUUCAAAGCCAGGCUUCUGCAUUAGAUGACAAAUCCAGGGAAGACUCUGCUUUUGAGAGGGACCGAAAGCAAGAAAGAAGGAAGUCGGUAAUGUUCUUACUGAAAAGCAGUGUUUGUAAAAAGUCUAAUUACAGGAAACAUCUGUUCUCUGAUGGCAGUGAAGAUUCAAGUUCUAGUCCCAGUGAAAAAUUUUGGACCGAUAACAGCAAAAGGAGACACCUAAAACCAUACUCAAGGAAAAGAAAGUCAAGAGUCAACCGCAACAUGAGAAUCUUGCCGCUUUCCCCCGUCGACAGUGGCAGUGAUCUCGAGAAAUACCGAGUAAGUAAAUGUUAUUGGGCGGCUCUGGGCCCUUAUGGAUCCAACUGCAUUUAUUUCCAAACCAAAAUGCAGGAUAAUCUGAGAAGGCAAGAGCAACAAAUCAAUGGCUCACUGGCUAACAUUCUGACACCAGUAUGGAAAAGCAUCCCUAUACAAAACAAUUCCACAUCUCCUCAAACUUCUGAAACAAAACCCCAAGGCAAUUCUGCCUUCUUAACUCCUGCAGAUUCUGCACAGAAAGUUGACCUUCAAAGUCCCUACCUGCUUAGAGAUGGUUCUUCCUUAGAAGAUUCAAGAGUUGAAGAAAAUGUGUCUCAGAUUGUGAGCCAAGACCUAUUAGUGGAAAACGCUGCCUUAAAACAUAAGCUGCAAAACUUGGAAGACAGAGACAUGCCAGAUGGGAGUUUGGUUAAGCCAAAGCAGUCAAGAUGGGCAGAAGAUGCUCCGGGAUCCCCCACUUUGGAAGGCAUCUUUCCUUCAUCCUCAGAAGAAGAGCUAGAGCACUUGAAUGGUUCUGCCUUUGUAGUAGCCCUGGAAAACUUCACUAGUGAAAUGAAAAAAAGACAUGAGCUUAGGCACAGAAUGAGUCCAUCUUAUUUAGAAAAGGCAAAGAAAGCACCGGAUUGCCUAAGAAGAGUUUUAAACCAGAUAUCCCUGUGCAGACUGAACAAACUAGAGACGUUUCACAGUUCUGUUCUUCAAGAGUUCAGAGAUCUGGAAAAGGAUAUUCAGGCUCUAAAACUCCUUGAGAAGGAGGUGCUGGAGUUUUGGAGGAGACAGUCUGCAGAUCUGAAGCCAUUUUGUGAUCAUCAAGUGAUAAGAUUGAGAAUGUUAUCUGCAGCCCAUGUGAGGAAUGGAGUCUGCUCCUCUGUUCCUACUCUGGGGAAAGCCCUCGUGUUCUCCCCCUGCUUGAAUCAUCAGAAGGAUCCCUACAGAACUUGUAAUGAGAGGAACGUGCUUUCCCAGCCAAGGGCAGCAUGA